UCUGGUUUUUUGAAAGAAAUGUUUGUUUAUUUUCUGCUAUAGGAAAUUAUUUCGCGGUUUUACCACAGUAGUUUAUGUUGUGGUUUUAUUGACCUCCAAUGGCUGAUGAAAGCAUUAAAUCCAGUCCGCAAAAAUUGAAUCGCUCCAUACACAGAUCGCGCCUUCAUCGAAAAACCAAGAGACUCAAUGCAACAUUCACAAGACCAGCAGAGGCGACAUGUAGCGAUCAAAAGACUGCUUCGAAUAUUGAUGAAACCAUUCAUGAUGAUCUAUCCUGUACACUUUUGGUAAUGUAUGACUCGGAGGAAUGUGAGGAUGAUGAUACAAAAGCACAAUGCCUUCAAUAUCCCGUUGAAAAACCACGAUUCCAAAUAGAUGCCAAUUAUGAUCCAUUUGCAGAGCAACGUUUGCUCCUUCUUGCUGAUCGUUUCCGACCGCUUUCGCGAAACUCAACCAGCUUUGUAGCUACGCAGGGCUUCGAACCGUGCAAUAAUUUGUUGUUUCAACCUCCUAAAUUCGCCAUAGAAAAUAACACUAUUUCUAAAAGCAGCCCAAAAGACGUAUUUGAAAUCACUGAUUCAGAGCUGUUGCAAGUAUGUGAGGAAACCGAAAAAAAUACAGAAAAAGCGAAAUUUAAGCCAGAUAGAACUGGAGAUAUUGAUGUGCCGGUGACACCAGAUUCGAGGCAAAAACCAAAAUCUAUCGUAGACUUAAUAUUGGAAGAUUUUUGUAGUUCGCCUGCAUCGCCAGAGCCCCAGCAGUCGUCGGAAGAAAGUAGUUUUCAUUUUAGAUUUGCUAAUGAACCUCUGCGCACUUAUAGCAGACGUCGACAAGACCAUAAAUUUUCGCGUAAAAAUAUUGCUGAGCAAUAUGUCCAAUCACCCGAUAGAGAGAAGCAUUGUGCCAUGGAUGAUGAUUUACUGAGCAAUGACAGUGAUCUAUCGGUGCAAGAAGAUCAUACUCAACUAAGGCUAGAAGCAGUUUCCGAAGAAGGCGUCUAUUUGCAGCAUUCCCAAAAGCUGUGCGAGAACUUACAAAAUUUGAGUGCCUACUUUUCGGAAUUGUCGGGUGGAGUGGAUAGAAAACCAGAGACCUGUGAAGAAAUGAAGUCGCUAGAGUUAGUUCAAAAUAAAGGCCAAAAUGUGGUGCAAGCCGUUGCAGAUAAAAGUUCAGGAAUAUAUUACACAGCAAUAAAGGAAAAUACUAACAAUUUUCAGAAAGAUGAAUCGGAGGAAAUAAAUAAACAAUGUUUGACCAGUCAUGGUGGGCAUAUUUCAGCUGAAGAGGAUUUUAAGGGAUUUCCAAGUGAGGAUGAAGAGACUAGCGACGGUAUGAAACCCAUAUCAGCAGUAAACGGUGAUAUUGUUCAAAGUCAAGUACAUGAAGUAGAUAGUUUGAACGAGGAUGACGAAUGGAAUGAUGAGUGUGAUUUUUUUGCAAAUUUCGAUAUGGAAGAAGCCUUAGAUGCAGUUUCAAAGUCAAAAUUGUACAAAGGAAACUCCGACGAAUUAAUGUAUAACCUGGAGUUGAAUGCAGAUUCAGCAACAUGUUUUCGUACCGCGUCCAAUAAAACAGUUGAAAUAUCUAUGGAAGCAAAAGCUCGUGCAAACGAAAUAUUGCAAGAGCUGCCCCCGCUACCGACAAACACUAGUUGCACAGAUGACUUCACUAUGAAUGAUGAAAGAGAAGAGCCUCAGCAUGCUCUAAAUCAAACUAUAACAAUUUCGAAACACGUAGUAGAAAAAAUCGUUGAUAAAACUUCAGAAUCCUCACAGGAUACAUCCACGGAGAAUCGCACCAACCCUUCCACUAAUUUAGAUGGUGGAUUGACAAUAGAAAAAAAGGAAAUGCCAAGUUUGGUUGGUUUCUGUACGGCGUCAAAUAAGAAAAUUACGAUUUCAAGCGAAGCAAAACAGCAUGCUGCCAAAAUCCUUGAACAGCUGCCGCCAUUACAGCAUGAGCGCACUUCCUUGACCAGGGCAGCAAUAGAAAAAGAAUCGUUUAUAGGAUUUACAACAGCUUCAAGCAAAGCAAUAAAAAUAUCUAAGGAAGCAAAAGAACGUGCCUUAAAGAUAUUAGAGCAUCUACCAGAAUUAAAUGUAAUUGUAGAAACGAAUAAUGAAGCUCCAACAAACGCGCCGAACACUUCCAUAUCAUGUGCAGGCUUUCGAACUGCUUCUUGCAAAGCUAUACGUAUAUCUGAAGGAGCACAAAAGCGUGCUGCAGUGAUCAUGCAAGAUGUGCCUUAUGAAAAUGUUGACCAUAUCCCCGAAGAGUGCAUAGGAAACAUGCAAUUCAGUGAGUGGCCCAUGGAGGGUGAGGAAGCACAAACUGAAGUUAAGGCUAGUACCACAAGUAACGAAGGUCUUCCUGGAUUUUCAACGGCAUCUAAAAAACCAAUUUUGGUGUCAGAAUUAGCUAAACAAAAAGCUGCCGCUAUUCUUGAGAACUUGCCAAAACUAAGUGACGCGCUACCAUCGGCAGCAAGUUUGGAAAAUUCAGAAAACGCUUCCAAAGACGAACCGUUGGAAAACGUGGUGUUUUCUGAAUGGCCACUACUUGACGCGGAUGAUGUAUCUAAAGUUGAACAGGAAUCACAAUUAAAUGUUUCGAGCAAAAGAAAACGCGAUGACAUAGAUCUUGUACCAAACGGUAGGAGCUUUCAUCUUCCCCCCCAACAUACACCAAAACUAAUUUGUAAAUCUGUUGGCCUUCAACGAAGUCCUCUAGCUCAUAUACAACAAUCAGUUACACGUUCCAGCUUGAGUGAAUUGGCUGUAAAAACUCCGCCCGAUUACGCAGCUAGUCGUAGUAUAAUAGCGCGCAAGAAUCUACUCUCUUUGAAUAAACGGAAAAAAUCGAAUGCAAAAAUUAUUCAACGACCUAAUGAGCUGAAGGAUGAAAGUGUUGGUGUAAAAACUCCAACGAAAAUAAGCAAUAUUGCUGAACUCAAUUCACCACCCAAAACACCAAACCUUCGAGAGUUUUUUGCUUCGGCUUGCGUGAGCACCAGCACGCCACAUCCGCCAUUACAACAAGAAACACGCAUGCGUACACGAGCUAGUAAGCGAGCAGUGUUGGAAGCAGCUUCUCCAACAACAACAACAGAAACAACUACGCCAAUAAAGGAAGCAUCAUUAAAACGCAUCGACUGGGAUAAUGAAACUUUAAAUAAAAGCGCAUCAUCGUUGAACGCUAGUAGAUUAUCUAAUUCAUCUUGUAGUAAUGUAACUAAAAUGGAAUCGAAACCUACACCAAGACAGCGUAUUGAACGGCUGCGUAUGUAUGGCAAACCACCCAGUCUUUCGCCUAUUUAUAUGUCGAGCACAAAUAAUUGUCGCAUAUCAGGAUUAAAUAGACAUUCCCACAGUGCUACUAAAGAUGAGCAGUAACGUAAUGUGGAAUCUCUUUGACGAAACCACCAAGUCUGUCGCCUAUCUAUAUGUCUAGCACAAAUAAUUGUCGCAUAUCAGGAUUAAAGAGACAUAUUCGCUGUGUUACUAAAGAUGAGCAGUAGCGUAAUGUGGAAUCUGUUUGACGAAAGCAGUAAUACUUUAAGGCGAAGCAUGUAUAUAUGAUUUUUUAGUUUUUUUUUUCUUGUAAAUACUUGACUGCAAUGUGUGUUUAUGUAUACCGUACAUAGCUUUUGAAUAUGUUCAAACUCGUGUUUAAUAACAGGUGUACGUAACCGUUGCAAAGCGAUUGUUACCAAAGUUAAAGUUAUUAUUUUUUCAAUAAAAUAUGGUAUAUGCUCAACAGAA
This is a messenger RNA of Rhagoletis pomonella (apple maggot), 3761 nucleotides long. RefSeq names its product breast cancer type 2 susceptibility protein homolog. The record is from RefSeq and is a predicted model, not a curated record. NCBI's taxonomy places the organism in Eukaryota, Metazoa, Arthropoda, Insecta, Diptera, Tephritidae. Gene Ontology annotation, biological process: regulation of DNA-templated transcription; double-strand break repair via homologous recombination.